Messenger RNA from Erigeron canadensis, 432 nucleotides. RefSeq lists its product as uncharacterized. The record is from RefSeq and is a predicted model, not a curated record. The coding region runs from base 1 to 432 and encodes 143 amino acids. The transcript has 2 exons. Lineage: Eukaryota; Viridiplantae; Streptophyta; Magnoliopsida; Asterales; Asteraceae.
AUGGAUGUGAGGAUGUGGAUAUGUAUUACAAACGGUUAUACUCCUCCAAAAGUAACAGGUGAUACAUCAAGUUCGAGCGGUGCUAGGCUUGCUUCAUAUGAGCAAAUGGAUGUCGAUAAAAAGAAAGAUUAUGAAGCCGAAAGCAAGGCAUUGGCAAAAGGCUUAUGGGAUGCACUCAAAGAGCAUUGUGAAGGUGACGACGAUCUCAAGAAGAGUAGGAAAGAUUUGUUGAAGAAGCAGUAUUAUGUGUUCACUAGCUUCAAAGAUGAAACUCUUGAUGAGACCCUGGUUCGUUACAGUCAUCUGCUGGUUCAACUUGCCUACUUUGGGUAUAAUCCGGAUCCAGAAGACGUGAUCGAGAAGUUGUUGGAAUCACUUCCUGACAAAUGGGAAGGAUUUAUCACCUUUAUCCAACAAAAGAAAGUCGAAUGA